Messenger RNA from Erpetoichthys calabaricus (reedfish), 5620 nucleotides. It is a transcript of the gene elfn1a, whose product is annotated as extracellular leucine-rich repeat and fibronectin type III domain containing 1a. The record is from RefSeq and is a predicted model, not a curated record. Bases 2053 to 4431 code for a protein of 792 amino acids. Gene Ontology annotation, cellular component: plasma membrane. Gene Ontology annotation, molecular function: protein binding. The transcript has 6 exons. Lineage: Eukaryota; Metazoa; Chordata; Cladistia; Polypteriformes; Polypteridae.
GUGAUUGUGUAGGCGUAUGAGUAAGUGAUAGAAAAAAAAAUUCGCCUUUCUGUUUUGCUUGGGAUUCAAUGGGUACGUAGUGCUGCCUGUGCACACAUCUCCUUCCGUCUCCGUUUCCCUCGUUCUCUUUUAUCUUGAUUUGCUGUCUGUGGAUUGAGUCAGCUGUUUUGUAUGCUGGAAGCUCUGGCUGAGCGCUUUGUAGAGGGGAGAUAGAUCGUGCUGUGUAUACCGAAAGAGGAUGGCGCUUUACAGGAGCCAGGGUCGGGGCAAAAAGAACCGAAUCUCAAAUCCCAAUUAAGAGCCGCAUUCCUGCAACGCACAGAGGUUAGAGUCCCAGAUGAAAAACGACAGAGAGGCUCUCCGUGUUGAUCGCUGGCCACAACGCUUUGACGACUAGAUUACUUGAACUGAUAAUUAAAUAUUGACACCUUGGGGUUACUCUGUCUCUGUGGUUAGUGUGGAGGAGAUUUUUUUUUUUUUUAAAAAAGUGCCAGAUUGUCGCGACAUUGUUACUUACCGUACAGCAGAAAAGUAGACACGACAAAAAUGAGAUGCAACGAGUAGCCGAACAUUAUUAUGCAGCCAGGAAACGUGACCACUAACGCGGUAGCUGGCCCUUUGGCUUCAGAAUAUUCAUUUGGUUUCUAGUCAGUGCAAAGGAAGCCUUGGGGAAACACUUUACGAAGACUGAGGUAUUUAAAGAGGAACUCGAACACGGAAACCAUCAAAGGGUCAUUUCUCCCGAAAGCUGUUUUAUUUUUUGGUCGUCUGGUUAUUGAAUGGGAAUGGUAGACUAUUAAAGGGACCUGAAAGGACAAGCGCGCAACUUAAACCAAUCAAUGAAGACAAACAGGCGGAUGCUUUAAAUGAAGGGGACGGGCACUGCAUGCCAAUCAAGCGUGAUUCAAGACAGUUAAGAAUGGAGGGUCCUUGUCAUCUGAAAGGUGCUGUGAUUCUACAGGCAUGCUGCUGAAGCCUGUGCUGUACGGAAGCUGGCAGUGAACACGUGGAUUUCAUUUACCGGCUGCGACUUUGCUUUCUUUACAUUCCUUCACUCCGCGCUUUCGGUGACUUGUGGAUGACUUUGGGCUCCGGCUGUAAAAUACCUAUGGAUAUAGAAACGGCACAGAAGAAGCCACUCGAUUUCGUAUUGUCAUGCGAUAGAACCUUAAUGCAAGGCAACAUUUACUGAAAACUGAUUUUUGAACUCUUGAACAUUCCGAAACGGACGGAUAAGAGCUGCCCGAAAGGCACUUACUGGACUUUAUCGUUCUCCUUUCUUGCUAAUGUUGCUUGUAUACAUCAUGAGAAACCAUUCUUGAAGCACCUGAAACAAGAAAGGGCUGAAUGAUUGGGAAAUGACGGUAUCCUGAUGUGACAUGGCCUGAACUUACACAGAAUUCAAAAAAAAAGAAAAAGAAAAAGGAAAAUAAUGAAGAAGAAAUGCUAUGAAAUUGCAGGGCACAAUAAAGCUACAGACUGAAAGGACCGUGCGCUUAACUGCUCAAGUUCUCCCACUUUGUAAACUUGCAUGCCCGCUGUUUUCCAUUAAAGACUGCCGAGGAGUUGCAGGUGGCUGCGUGAAAGAGGCAAAUCAGCAGCAAACUCUGAAGUCAAAUAAAAGGAUAUUUUGGAGCUGGGGUCAAACACCGUAGCAUCAGAAAGAAGAAAGGAACCAUCCCUACGUGGGGCACCAACUCAUGAAACACCAUCAAUGAAAAACUGGCAAAAGGAUAAUGGCAAAGAUGGAAAACUAGAGAAUGUUUCAGAAAUGUGGGCCACACGGGAAAUAAGCACAAACCAAGCUCAAAAGAGGUUGUAUUGAAGAUAUAAAGAAAAAAUAAAACCUUACACUCUGUUCUUCCAAUCUGCAAAUGUGGCAACUUAACAUUAUCAUCCAGUGAAUUUAAAGCUCUGCACUGAACCUGACUGGUAAUAAACCAAUAACUGUUUCACAUAAAGGAAACUGAAUGUUUACCUCUCCCUUGUAAGCCAGAAGAAGGUGCGCCAGUGACUAGAGGAAGUCCAUUUCCCACUGCGGGAGGAAUACAGAUGGCUUGCCAUGGAGGGACAGCAAUGAGUGCUCUUUGCUGGUGUGUGGCACUUGUGGCUUUAAUGCAGGCAGCUGGAGUCAGAGGGGACUGCUGGCUUAUUGAAGGGGAGAAAGGCUUUGUAUGGCUGGCCAUUUGCAGCCAGAAUCAGCCCCCAUAUGAGGCAAUCCCACAGCACAUCAACAGCACUAUCGUGGAUCUUCGCCUAAAUGAGAACAAAAUCAAAACUAUUCAGUACUCCUCUCUUAGUCGGUUUGGAAACCUUACUUACCUGAACUUGACCAAGAAUGAGAUUUCCUACAUUGAGGAUGGGGCAUUUUCCGCCCAGUUCAACCUGCAGAUCCUGCAGCUCGGCUUUAACCGGCUAAGGAACUUGACAGAAGGGAUUCUACGGGGCUUGGGUAAGCUGCAGUAUCUCUAUCUGCAGGCUAAUCUGAUCGAGACAGUAACCCCCAAUGCCUUCUGGGAAUGUCCCAACAUUGAAAAUAUAGACUUGUCCAUGAACCGGAUACAGAGGUUGGACAGCGCGACUUUUUCUGGCCUGAGUAAACUCACCACGUGUGAGCUGUACACUAACCCUUUCUACUGUUCUUGUGACCUCCUGGGCUUCCUAAAGUGGCUGGCAGUUUUUCCGAAUCGAACCAAUGAGCGGAUGCAGUGCGACUCCCCCAGUAACCUUGCUGGUUUUAGCCUCUUGAGCCAGAAUCCCAACCAGCCUAACUACAGGAAUGCUCUGAGUAUUCUUUUUAACGAGUGCUCCGACGACACAGAAAGACCCGUUUACAUUCCCCCCAGCUUUCCAAGCAACACAUCCCCUCCACCAGACACACCAUGUGGGCUGGAUGACUGUGGUUCAGGUUCAGAACCUAAUAUCAUGAUUACUAUUAAUACUCCUUAUCCAGAUGCUGACGUUAAGCCCAUUAUGCAGCUUGCACAUGUGACUCACUCCAGUGUUACCCUUAUGGUGCAAAUUCCUUACCCCUACAGCAAAAUGUACAUUCUUGUCCUUUACAACAACAGUUUCUAUCAGGACCUCCGAAACCUCCGAAAUGAGAAGGAGCUGGUAACACUCAGUGGGUUGAAAGCCCACACCGAGUACACAUACUGCGUGGCUUCAAUCCGCAACUCCCUACGAUAUAACCACACGUGUCUAACCAUCAAUACUCGGAACAACAUUGUUGCUGAACCUGAAAGCAAUCCUUCCACUGCCACUCAUUACAUUAUGACUAUUCUAGGUUGCCUCUUUGGAAUGGUCAUUGUUUUAGGUGUGGUUUACUACUGCCUUCGCAAGAAAAGACAGCAGGAUGAAAAGCACAAAAAGGCAGGGAGCAUGAAAAAGACAAUCAUAGAGCUGAAAUAUGGAGCUGAGCUAGAAAGUGGCACCAUCUCCCAACUCACUCAAAAGCAGAUGAUGGCUGGAGAAAGCAUGCCCCGGAUGCCAUAUCUGCCUUCCGCUGGGGAGCUGGAGCAGUACAAACUCCAAGACAUUAGCGAUACACCAAAAGGAACCAAGGGGAAUUACAUUGAGGUGCGAACUGGGGAGCAACCUGACCGCAGAGAAUGUGAUUUAUCCGUCGCCGGAAAUAACCAAGGUUCAGUGGCUGAAAUCUCAACCAUUGCAAAAGAAGUGGACAAGGUCAAUCAGAUUAUCAACAACUGCAUCGAUGCUUUAAAAUCAGAAUCUACCUCCUUCCAAGGAGUAAAAUCUGGAGCCGUGUCCACAGCGGAGCCCCAGUUAAUUCUGAUCUCAGAGCAACCACAGAGCAAAUCUGGCUUCCUGUCUCCAGUGUACAAAGACAGCUACCAUCACCCUCUGCAACGGCACCACAGCAUGGAAGCAGCACCCAAGCGGUCCAGUACUUCGUCAAGUGGCUCCGUUCGGAGUCCCAGAUCCUUUCGGUCAGAAGGAGCGUACAAGUCAGAAGCAAAGUAUAUCGAGAAGACAUCACCUACAGCAGACACAAUUCUGACAGUGACACCAGCAGCAGCCAUCCUCAGAGCAGAGGCAGAGAAAAUCAGACAGUAUAGCGAGCACAGGCACUCCUAUCCUGGGUCACACCAGGGUGAACAGCUCGAGGGACCCGGCAGCCGCAAACCAUCCAUCUUGGAGCCUCUGACUCGUCCCCGUCCAAGAGAGCUAGCCUAUUCCCAGCUUUCACCGCAGUAUCACAACCUCAGCUAUUCUUCCAGCCCCGAGUACUCGUGCAAACCUGCACACAGCAUUUGGGAGCGCUUCAAACUGCACCGCAAGCGACACAAAGAAGAGGAGUACAUGGCAGCUGGUCAUGCACUGCGCAAAAAAGUGCAGUUUGCCAAGGACGAGGACUUGCAUGACAUUUUAGACUACUGGAAGGGUGUGUCGGCCCAGCACAAAUCUUGAUUCUUCUCUGACUUUUGUUUUAAAGUUGGACCAAAUUAAGAAAGAGAGAAAAAAAAAAAACAAACAAAAACAAAAUCAACUAAAUUAAAAAAACAAAAAAAAUCUACAAGAAGAAACUCUUCUGCAGCUAUUUUUAUUAAAGAAAAAAAUAGUUUCUGGACAAAGUCAUUUCAAAGUAGAAAUGUGAGAGUUUAUGCGCCAAAAAAAAAAAAAAUGAACUCGGCAAAACUGUAUACAUUCAUUUUUUUUAAAGAUUAAAAACAACAAAAAAAGCAUUGGAUUAUAAUAACUUGGGUAUCGCAUGGCCGUGUCCUGUGACUCUGUGGAUUAACUAUUGUGUACUUUGAAAGAAAAAAAAAAAAGAAAAAAGAGAACAAAUACAAACCCCGUGUCCACUGAACACUCUGUAUACAAGACUCUCUAACUGUGCAAAUGUUUCUGUCGGAGAUCUACACCCACAUGCACACUGUUUUCACACACCGCAUUGUAAAGUUAUUAUUUAUCAGUGAAUUCUACGUACAAAAGAUAUGUACAGAUAAAAUUUCUAUAUUUGCAAGUCUGCUGUAAAAAUAUAUAGAUAUAUAUAAAUAUAUAUAUAUAUCACCUAUUUGUACCAGGUUUUAAAUCAUGGAUUUCAGAGACAAAUUGUUCAUUUUUGUCUCCAAUGAAUGUCUCUCUGUCCUGAUGGAUAAAAUUGCACUGUUCAAUGAAAUGGUACAUACUUCUAGAACACAUCCUGCCUAUUAUUUGCUCUCACCCUCUCUUUCACAUAUCAUUUGCAGACGUUACAAAUCAUCCUUCAAACUGCUAACCGUACAAAGCUCAUCCACUCUCUGUCUGUCUCGCUCGCUCGCGCGCUCUCUUUCUAGUUGAAUUAUGUAUUACCGAAGUGCUGUGAUAAAAGAGUCCUUACCUGCUCAGCUGAUGUCCUGGGCGCCAAAUUAAAUUUUCAUUUAUGGGGAAGGGUGUAUUUAAAUCAUUAAUAUUAAUAUAACAUCUCUUUGCCUUUUCCUGCUCAUUUACUUUGUUAUAAAACUAAUCACUGUGCAUAUUGCGUGAUUUGAUUUUGCUAUUUUUUUUUUUUAACUCCUGCAUAUUGUACAUUUCACAGGAACUUCAAGAAUUGAUUUAUUUAUUACGGCUGCCUAAAUGUAUAAGGUAAUAACAGAAGCACAAUGUCAUUAAUGAA